This is a messenger RNA of Aureobasidium vineae, 777 nucleotides long. The record is from the annotation of a GenBank genome assembly. Lineage: Eukaryota; Fungi; Ascomycota; Dothideomycetes; Dothideales; Saccotheciaceae.
AUGACCCAGNNCUCCGGCGCAGGUGAGCACUUCCACACCAAGACCGAGCAGUCUCACACUGAGCAAGUCAAGCCUGCGCAGGUCGAGACUGCCAAGAAAGUCGAAGACUCGCAGGUCAAGACUGCUCAGGUCGACACCAAGGCGGAAGUAGCUCCAGUCGUUGACACUGCUGCUACAGGCGAGAAGGACACCACCGUCGACCAGACUAUUGCCCCAGCCGUAGAGCACGAGACCAUCAAGCACGAGCACGAGACGCGCGAGCAGAAGGUCGUCGACCGCGAGCGCCACCAAGACCACUACCACACCACCAUCCAGCCCCUUAAGGACCAACAGGUCGAUGAGACCAAGCACACCACCGAGGUAGACGCAACACAAGAGCGCCAGAUCAACAAGGACAAGCAGGGCGAUCAGAUCAAGGCCAAGGUCGCCGCCGACCAGGCAGCCUUCAAGGACACCACUGUCGAGGCAGCGACAGAGGAGACCACAACCGCUGAGCCCACCGCCGUUGCAGAGUCUGUCCACCACCACCUACACGAGACCAUCCAGCCCGUCAUCGAGAGAGAGCACAUUGUCCCCGAGGUGACCCACAAGGUCAAGCCCGUGCACGAGGUUGUUCAGGAACAGACACAGAACCACGGCGUGACGACCCGCAGUGCCAUUUCGGUCGAUGAGUUUCAGCACCGCCUUCACGGCGAGAGCAAGACAGAAGUCACGCACGCUGGCGAGCCUUCCGUUGCGGAGUCGGCCACCACAGCCGUGACCGAGAAGAAGGAUUAG